This is a messenger RNA of Haliotis rufescens (red abalone), 6954 nucleotides long. RefSeq names its product cytosolic carboxypeptidase 2-like. The record is from RefSeq and is a predicted model, not a curated record. The coding region runs from base 2378 to 5605 and encodes 1075 amino acids. The transcript is spliced from 24 exons. Lineage: Eukaryota; Metazoa; Mollusca; Gastropoda; Lepetellida; Haliotidae. Gene Ontology annotation, molecular function: metallocarboxypeptidase activity; zinc ion binding. Gene Ontology annotation, biological process: proteolysis.
CGUGUUGUCUCGCGCCCAACCUCAACAGUAGAGAUCUUAAUAUGGCAGUUACUGGGAGACUCUUAGUGGACUGUCAAUGUUCCACUGUAAAUGUUCGACUGGAGGUCACAAAAACUUUCCCUAACAUGUUACAAUGUUCCUGGCUGUAAACAUGUUGUAAAGCAGGUAGUAGUGUAGACAAUGUAGUACGUGCUGUUCCCCCAUUAUGGAUUCUCCACGCAGUGUCACCAAGAAGCAAAGUGUGGUGCUGCAGAGUUUGGAUGCAGAACAAGAGUUGAAGCGGCGGCGUUCACUCACGAUCGCACAUCUCUAUCUGUCGUCUGCUUCACUGUCCCGAAAGGCACAAAAGUCAGACAAGAAUGACAUAGUGGAGGUGUCAAAGGAUACAAAACUGGAAGAAAAGACUGAAAAAUGAUAUUUGAAGACGGUUAAGGAAGACGGCACCAUGGGAGAUAAAGGAAUGUGAUGGUGUGUUGUUGAAAGAGUUUCCUCGGAAAGAAAGGGUUCGGGUGUUCUGAUAAUAACUGUGAUCAAGGAACAAGGGAUACCAGAAAGUAGGACCACUAGGUCAUUGGAUGUAUCUGUUCUACGUAUGGGAAUGUAUGAAUGACAAAAACCUGUCAACUCCUUGAAAACUUGUAAGCUGUAUGGUGCAGAACCAGAGAAGUCAGUGUUCAGAGAGAUGCACAGAAUGCGCACACAUUGAGAUGAGUUCAAGUCUGGAUUCACGUUUUUUGCUAUAUUGUGUGAGACCAAGGAAACAGGUUGAUGGUACCAUGGUGUGUGUACCAAUGUUGGUGCACAAAGGUUCACAGAAGACAUAAAGUUGUUUAUCAGUCAAAAUUGAACAAUUGGUCACCAAAAAAUCAAACAGGACUUUGAUAUAUAGACUGUUGCAAUUUCAUAUGUGACUUAAGUACCCAAACAGUACAAUAUAAUUUGCUAUUUGCAGUUUUACUAUAUACUUGAUCUCUGGAACGACAAAAGCCUGAUGUUGUUUUACUUACAUACAAAACAAUCCGCUCAUGGUGGUAGCUCUGUAGCCAAGUCUGCUAAGUGGACAUUUUGUACCCUGCAACCUUCACAUAGGAUUACUCUCAGUACUGUUUCCUGUUCCUUUAGGAUAUGUAAAUGAAUAAUUGUGUAAGAAGUUCUGCCAAGUGGAACCUUUCUCUGGCCUCCUGAUUAAUAAAGUGGUAUUAAGCUAAGCUGUAGAAGUCCUGGCCAUUGUGUUAGCCUUGUGUCGGUCAGACAAAUGGAAAAGUGAGAGCUGGAAUUUCAACGUGAAACAGACGUGUCAGUAAUUGAGCUAAAACUGAUGACUUUUCACGUCGGUGUUCAUGCAUUUGUGCCAAGAGCUGUGGAAGUAGGUACAAUUCUUUUUGUCCACGUGUGAGAACAUUUUCUCCCGUAGUUUCCGGAUAAAGAAAAUCAAAUUAUCCUGAGAAGGAGAUUUAUGAGGCUGACUUGUUUGAUGGCUCUAUUCUGUCGUCAGUACAAACAUUUAUACCCAACAUCCAGGUAGGCGGGUGGAGCUAGGCUGGAGGUUUUUAUUGACAAAUGCACUUAAUCUUCACUUGGUUAUAAUCGCUGGGAGAAAAGUGGAUCAGCGUUGGAAUUCAGUGCUUAGGAAAUAACAUACCAUUUAUAGAUCCAAUCACAAUGGAGUGUGAGAUAGAAGAUCCGUCAUAUUAUCAUUAUGUUUAUGCUGUAGCUAUAAAUGUUUGGCUUUAUUCUUAGUAGGUGUGUGGCGAUUCAAUAGAUGUGAAAAUAUUGGGAUUAUCGUGUUUUGUUGGUGUAAGCCUGCAAAAUCUUUGUCGGACAUUGUGUCAGUGAUUUGUACAGAAGCAAUAGGAAAUAUGCCCGUACCGUCAUGUGUUGAGGGGUGACAUAUAUUCCAGAACAAACAAUUGCUGGAACAUAAGGACAGAAAUUGUUUAUAGAACAGUAAAGUUACUGCUUAUGCUGUUAUGAGGAGUUUAAUAAUACACGCCAGACCUGCAAGAACCCACGGAGAUUUAUGAGAGUUGAGUGUUCGUGAACUGGAUCAUUGGGUCUGUGGAGAAGGGCUUUGGAUACAUGGUGAACGGAUGUUUAACGGAAGCCAAUGUUAAUGAAAUUUGGACAAAAUGUGAAGAAAACAUUGCAGUUGGAAGACAAUGAAUUCAGGAGACGUGUGUAGAUGUUGUCAUAUUUAAGGACAUAAUUUGAUCAAAGUGAUGGUUGUACAGAGUUAUAUAUCUUGUUGUUGGUAUUUUAUACUUUACGAUAUGGACACUGGAAUAUUAGCCAAAGAGGCCAAUUCUGUUAGAUAAUACACAGCAAAUGUCAAGUUUUGUGGAUGUGAAAUUGUUGGAGGGAGUGUGUUGGAUUGAGAAUGGAGGAAAGUCAGGUCGUAGCAACAGAGUCUAGUGAUACCGACUCGCCACCACCGAUCUACAGUAAAAUCAGUUAUCUAUCAUACUCACAACAGUUGGAAGAAUAUAUCAACAAAUAUAAAACCAGGCCUCCUGAUAUUAAAUUCUGGCCCUAUGGACCCUACUGGCCCCAAUAUUAUGAUGGUGAAAUUCUGGUGACACCUAAACACAUCUCUGAUUGCCCAUUGGAAGAUGAGCCUCUCGCAGAAACAGAGCCUGAGGAGGACGCGCCUCAGGAUGACGAUGACGCAGUCUCAAGAACAGCAGAAAACCAGGAUACGCCCUUCCAUGGGCGAUGGCGUGGGGUGCUGAUCGUGUACGACUCGGAACGCAGUCCCCGAGAACACCACGCUCAGCCUGUUCCCGAGGGGUGUUGUCCCAACCUGCUGUUCGAGUCCCGUUUUGAGAGCGGCAAUCUACGCCAAGCAAGGAGAGUAGGUCAGUAUGAAUAUGAAUUGGUGCUAAAGACUGACCUGUACACAAACCGCCAUACUCAGUGGUACUACUUCCGGGUCAGGAACGCAGUGCCAGGGGUCACCUACAGGUUCCGCAUCGUUAACCUGCUCAAGAGGGACAGUCUAUAUAACUAUGGUAUGCGACCGUUGGGAUACUCAGAACAAAAUGCUCGCGAUAGGAACACUGGCUGGUAUCGCACAGGGCACCACAUCAGCUACAGUCGCAAUGUGACCUACCUUCACUGUCCGCUGCUACAGCGCGGCAUAGCUUACUACUACCUGGAGUGGCAGAUGGAGUUCCCUCACGCCGAGGACACAUACUACCUGGCCCACUGCUACCCCUACACAUUCACGGACCUGAAGGAGGAUCUGGACACCCUUCUCCAGGACCCGGAGCGUGAGCAGUUCAUGAGGCGGGAGGUGCUGUGCGAGACUCGGGCCGGGAACAGCUGCUUCCUCAUCACAGUCACCAACUUCGAGCACUCCACACCAGGAGUCAGGAAGAAGGCGGUUGUGGUGUCGGCCCGUGUCCACCCCGGGGAGUCUCAGGCCAGCUGGAUGAUGAAGGGCCUACUGGACUUUGUCACAAGCUCACACCCUGUAGCUAAGAAACUUCGCAAUAGUGUUAUCUUCAAAAUAGUGCCAAUGUUAAACCCUGAUGGCGUGAUAGUGGGGAAUUACCGCUGCUCUCUCGCUGCCCGAGACCUAAACAGGAACUACCGCCACCCCCGGUGCGAGAGCUUCCCCACCAUCUGGUACGUGAAGAACAUGGUGGACGUGUUGGUGCAGAGGCAUGAGGUGCUUUUAUAUUGUGACCUGCAUGGCCACAGUCGCAAACACAAUGUGUUCAUGUAUGGCAAUAACACAUCCACUGAAGAAGAUGUGUCUGAGUAUGGUGCUGCAAGGACAUUUAUCAAUGAGCGUCUCUUCCCUUGGCUCAUGGCGCAAAAGUCCCCUGACAAGUUCUGCUACCCAUCAUGCAAGUUUCACAUCCGGAAGUGCAAGGAGUCGACCGGUCGCGUGGUGAUGUGGAGACAAAUGAAGAUACACAACAGCUUCACCCUGGAAGCAACGUUCAGUGGAACCACUCUCAACAGUGGGCAGGGUCGGCACUUCAACAUCAGUGACUUCAUGGACAUGGGGAACACCCUGGGUCAGGUGGUGCUGGACUACCUGGAGCUGCAGCAGAACAAGGCUCGCCAGACAGAGGUUGUCCUUGACCUUACAAGAGUGAUUACUCAGGAUAUUCUAGUGAGUCGAGGGCUCCUCCCACAGGAAACCAAGAUCCCUAGCUUCACUGAAAUCGCCAUGUUGAGACAAGAUUCCAAUCUGUCCGAGAUGGAGGCAGAGAUGAUCCAGGAGGAUGCCGAGAAGUGGACUGGUGUCAUUCUGUCCCUCGUGGCCAAAGAUCGGGAAAAGUCCCAACUGGAAGAAAAGCCGGAGAAGGGAAAGAAGGAGUUGAAGGGAACGAAACCGGAGAACGGGGGGAAAGAACCAGCAAUAACACGGAAGGAAAUUGAUCAGCUUAUCGAUAACAUGUCACUCAAAACAAUGGAUGGCUGUCUGAACAUUCUCACAGAGCUCAGUGUCCGAGAUGUUAUCACGGAAUCAGAUUCAAGUGAUAGCGACAGUGAAUCAGAACCAGAAAUGAAAGAAUCUAAAACUCGGAAGAAAAAGCGGAAAUCCCGCAAACAGCGGGACCGUGACAAGAAGACACCAACCCCAGCUGAAAAAAAGGAAGAGUCGCGGAUGAAAGCUUUGUCUGCAUCUCUGCCGGCCCUGGUAUGUGCACCGGAGUCGCAUCAUGGCUCCCACCAUCAGCUCCCAGUGGGGUCUCUACCAUCCCAGUCACACAGCUCACCUCUGUACAGAGCCAGACAGGCGAACGCUGCCCUGGACAAGUACAUGAGGAUGGCCACCCGCCCCCACUACAUCAGCAAGUACGAGGGGCGCAGCAAUGGCGGAGUGCCAUGCUUCACAGAGGAGAGGAGCAUUGAGAGGCAGGCUAAGAGAAUGGCAGAAAUCAAGAAGAAAACAGAGGAAGAUAGACAAAAGGAUCUCAGUUUUUUCUUCAUAGAUGGUAGUAGUUCACCUGGGCAGCCUCCGCUUACCUCCCCUGAUGAUAUACAUCAUCGCCUGCAGGUGGCACUCAACGAGGGAACCUCCAACAUCUCCCAGGCACUUGUUGGCUUCAACGUCCGAACAGGGUAUACUCAUGCUGACAAUAAGCCCCCCGUGAAUGUGGCAUCUUUCUACAACUUCCGAGAUCUGUGUCCAGGCGUACACAGUGCCAAUGGCUUCAUCCUUCCGUCCACCUCACUGACCAAUGGCCUCUCCAGUGGUCACCUCAUUAAUGGACCCAAGGACAUGAGCUCCUCCGAUGCCAGUGACUCAGAAGCAGGCGAUGUUGCGACUCCUAUUCGUACCUUCCCUGUGUCGUCACGCCGCAACCCCUACCAGCUUGACCACGUGUCUCCCCCCCUCACAUUUCCCCUCCCUCCACCCGUGUUCAGAAAGCCUGUCAGGACGGGUCCAGUUUUAAAGUCGGUGAAUCGACAUAUGGUGUCCUCCACACCUCCAUUGAUUGCAUCUGGAAUUAUACCACCAAGACGGUCAUCUGUAACGACAGAAUUGACCAACCAGAAACUAGAUGACCGGGCCCGCAUCACUCGCUCGUCUGGACCAUUGCUGAGGAGUCUGCGACCUAAUGGUGUCCAUCAAGGCUUCAACUGAAGGUCACUGUCAGUGUGAUGGUCAAGACAAGGUCAAGGUCAAGGUCUUCUUAAGGGCGAACAACUCUCCUGAAGAUGUGUUUUGCACAGAAAUUGAAUUUAAAACCUGUAUGAUGGUUCUCCAACUGACUAGCUGAUGUAAGAUGAUUCAUGAGCAUUGACAGAGCCAUCACUUAAUUUGACAAGGUCAAGGUCUUCUCAAGGGCGAACAACUCUCCUGAAGAUGUGUUUUGCACAGAAAUUGAAUUUAAACCUGUAUGAUGGUUCUCCAACUGACGAGCUGAUGUAAGACGAUUCAUGAGCAUUGACAGAGCCAUCACUUAAUUUACCUGGCCUUGAUAAUGAAGUUGUGCAACAAUUUUCAUCUGUACAUUCCAGUGUCCAUAGCCCCAAUCAAGGAUAUGACCAGUUCAUAGGGAAAGAUCAAGUAACACCUUGACUGAACUAACAUGGAGAUUGUAUCAAGCACGAGUCUUAUACAGUAUUGUGCCUGGACCUGACACAUUUCACCGUCCAUGAUGAAUGUGUGAUAUUGAAGCUGAAUAUUCAGCAGUGUGUUCUGUGCAACAAACAGGAAAGUACUGAGCAUUGGAGUCAUGUCCUCUAUCAUACUUGUUAUGAUCAGUGUUUCCACAUCAAUAUGCGGCUGUCAUGCUUGUGUGCCUGUGGGAAGAAAUACUAUAUAUUUUUGUAAGACUCAAUUCCCAAUUAUCAACCAAACAGUCUAUUAUAGAACAAUAUGUGUCAGUCAAAAUUUAUAUUCACCUUUAACUUGUGAACAUGAAAAGAACCAUAGGUAAACAAGACGACCCAAGGCAUCAUGAAUGAGCAGGGUCAAGGUCAUAUUCAAAGUGAGGCAGGGUUCAAAUACACCAGUGAAGGACAAUUCCAGUGUCUUAAAAACAGUUCCACUGGACAUUUUAUUACCUGUAUGUGUUUUAAGGUACAGUGCUUCUUGAUGCAUUUGUGGGUAAUACACUUUAAAUAAGAAUCAGGGAUAAUAUUCCACCUAGUCAAGAAGAGAGAAAUAUGGAGGAUAUCACCAGCUACAAGAGCCAAUCAUUGCCUCCGACUGGGACUCCACUGUCUAUUGCUAUGACUAUGACUGUCUGUGAUAUAUGUUUAUACUGACACUAGUGAUAGUGAAAUAUGGACAAUGUUUCAUGUUCUGUAGAAGAAAGCUAAAGAACUACAAAAGGAGAUGACUUUUUGCAAGUUUUCUUUUAUGUUAUUUUCAAAAUACUGUCAAAUGCUUUGUAUGGCUGUACCUUCUUACCAUGUUUUAUUUGUAUUUUGUGUUUCAUGUAAAUAUAAUUGUAUAUUGUGUAAUUGUAUAAAAUGUUAAUCAAA